CUGCUUAACCUUCAGCUCUGACACCCUCUCAUGCCUUGUUGAAUCCUUGGCAUCACUCCCUGGUGUUGCCAGUGAGAUAAAGUUCCUGCACCCCCUAGUUUGUCACAUUUAAGCUGCCCCUUGUGGUCUCCAGCAGCCACGGCAGAAGAUUACGGAGCUGUGACUCUUGGUGCCGGAGAGUCAUGGGCAACUGCACGGAGAGAUCUGCUCCGAGCCAAGAAGAAGAAGAAGAAGAAGAAGAAGACAUGGAGCCAGGAAAGCAAGAUGGUGAUGGAAUUUCUGAGAAGGAAGGCAACUGCAGGGUUAAGAUCUUGCUGACAAAGAAGGAGCUGGAAUGGCUGGUGCUCCGUUUGAAGGAGAAAGGGGAGCAGAGGCUGGAAGAUGUGUUGGAGGAGAUGGCCAGAGAGCUGGGGAGAGAGAGAGGUAAAGCUAAAGGGUGGAAGCCUACUCUAGAGAGCAUAGUGGAAAGCUCAGAGGUGCAGACACCUUAAGCACUCAGUCAUCAACUGAUGUUUUGUGUGUGUGUUUGUGCAUGUUAUGGUAUUUCUCCUGUUAGCCCCCAAAUUAUGCAUAUGAUUUAGAGACCUAAGUACAUUACAAGUUCCUCAAUGACUCCAUGAAACUACUGUGGAGUGCCUGUAAAUAAUCCUGUCUUCUGUUCCUGCAAUCUGAGUGUCACUGAACUGAGCUUCUCAAAUGUGGAGAGUGAUGGUUUUCUCA
Musa acuminata subsp. malaccensis (wild Malaysian banana) is the source of this 720-nucleotide messenger RNA. RefSeq lists its product as uncharacterized. Lineage: Eukaryota; Viridiplantae; Streptophyta; Magnoliopsida; Zingiberales; Musaceae. The record is from RefSeq and is a predicted model, not a curated record.